Messenger RNA from Microthlaspi erraticum, 744 nucleotides. The record is from the annotation of a GenBank genome assembly. NCBI's taxonomy places the organism in Eukaryota, Viridiplantae, Streptophyta, Magnoliopsida, Brassicales, Brassicaceae.
AUGGCGAAUUUCUCCAGUAUUCACAUUCUCUUCUUCGUGUUCAUCACAAGCGGCAUUGCUGUUUCCGCCACCGUCUUCACGUUACAGAACAGUUGCCCAUACACCGUCUGGCCCGGAAUCCUCUCCGGCAACAGCAACACCCUCGGCGACGGCGGGUUUCCCCUGGCCACAGGCGCUUCCGUACAGCUCACCGCACCUCCGGGCUGGUCAGGCCGGUUCUGGGCUCGUACCGGCUGCAAUUUCGAUUCCUCCGGCCACGGAAACUGCGUCACCGGAGACUGCGGCGGUGUCCUCAAAUGCAUCGGAGGCGGAGUCCCUCCAACGACUCUCGCCGAAUUCACCGUCGGAUCGGGCGAUUCCGGGAAGGACUUCUACGACGUGAGCCUCGUCGACGGUUACAACGUCGAGAUGGGGAUAAAACCGCAAGGAGGCUCCGGCGAUUGCCAUUACGCAGGCUGCGUCGCCGACGUCAACGAGAUCUGCCCCAGCGAGCUCCGGAUCCUCGAUCCGCAGAACAACGGGCUCGUCGCCGCUUGCAAGAGCGCCUGCGCCGCGUUCAACUCCCCUGAGUUCUGCUGCACCGGUGCUCACGCGACGCCGCAGACUUGCUCUCCGACGCAUUACUCGGCCAUGUUUAAGAACGCUUGCCCUAGCGCUUACAGUUACGCCUACGACGACGCGACCAGCACCUUCACUUGCUCCGGAUCUAACUACUUGAUCACUUUCUGCCCAUCCCGGGCUUAA